AUGGACAUCGCAAAUGAUGGUCCUGCUCUCCCCGACUCUGCUGUGGGAGAAGAGCCUAAAAUCACGGCGGAUUCUUUGACAGACAAACCUAGUGCUAUUGUGGAAAAUGGGGGCUGUCUCACAUCAUCUCCAGAGACAGAGACAAGCAGCAACAUCCCAGCUCCUCCCAAGCCUCCCAGAACACCAGUGCAUGCAGAAGAGACCAAUCAGGGAAACCCAGCAGACGAGCCCAGAGCUGUGGCUUUGUCCUCGAAGAGUUUGGCAACAACUUUGACCGAGGCAGAAAGCCUAUGGACCACGGGCAGAGACCACGCGGUGAGGCUGAGGAUGGAAGGGUCCGGGCUGGCUGCCGAGACCCCCAUCACCACUCACCAGUUGUUCCUGGAGACAGUGGAACGCUGUGGGGACCACGCAGCGCUGGCCUUUCGAAGGGAUGAGCAGUGGGUGACAUUGACCUACAGGCAGUACUACGAGCAGUGCCGUGCUGCCGCAAAGAGUUUCCUGAAGCUGGGCCUGGAACGCUUCCGUGGAGUGGGAAUACUGGGAUUCAACUCACCAGAAUGGUUUAUAGCAGACAUUGGCUGCAUCUUUGCAGGUGGUCUAGCUACGGGCAUCUACCCCACCAACACACCUGAAGCGUGUCAGUAUGUGGCUGAAAACUGCGAGGCCAACGUCCUGGUGGUGGAGAACAAGAAACAGCUUGACAAGAUCCUCCAGGUUAAAGAUCAUCUCCCGCACCUGAAAGCCAUUAUUCAAUACAAGGGAGAACUGCAUCAGAAAGCGCCAAACCUGUACACGUGGGACGAGUUCAUGAAGCUUGGAGAGGAGGUUCCUGAAGAGCAGCUCAACGCCAUAAUUAGCAGUCUUCGAGCUAACGAGUGCUGCACCCUCAUCUACACGUCAGGCACCACAGGGAAUCCCAAAGGCGUCAUGCUCAGCCACGACAAUAUCACAUGGACCACGCUCACUGCUGGUAAAACCGCCGGCCUAAAUUACACAGAGGAGGUUAUUAUCAGUUACCUGCCUCUGAGCCACGCUGCCGCACAAAUGUAUGACAUUUGGCUUUGUAUGAGAUACGCAGGGACCACCUACUUUGCAGAACCAGAUGUUCUUCAGGGGUCGCUAGCAACAACAUUAAAACAGGUGCGGCCCACAUCCUUCCUCGGAGUUCCUCGAGUUUGGGAAAAAAUGCAGGAGAAAAUGAGAGAGGCUGGUCUCAAAGCUUCCCCCAUGAGGAGACGAGUGGCAGACUGGGCCAAGUCCAUCGGGCUGCAGUACAACUACAGUGCCAUGAACGGGGAGAACGCCGUGCCAUGGGGGUUCACAUUGGCCAAUAAUCUGGUGUUUAAAAAAGUCCAAGCGGCACUGGGUCUGGACCGCUGUAAAAUGUGUAUGACGGGAGCCGCCCCCAUCACCAAGGAGACACUGGAAUACUUCAUGAGCCUCAACAUGCCGCUGAUGGAGUUGUACGGCAUGAGUGAGAGCUCUGGACCACACACCGUCUCUGUGCCCAACGCCUUCAGGCUAUCAAGUUGUGGAAAGGUGAUGCCAGGCUGCAAGACUAAACUGAAGCCGGAUGAAGAUGGAAAUCUAGAAGUGUGUUUCUGGGGGCGACAUGUGUUCAUGGGGUACCUGAACAUGCCCGAGAAAACCAUGCAGGCGCUGGACGAGGAAGGAUGGCUGCUAUCCGGAGACAUGGGGCGACACGAUCAGCAAGAUUUUUUGUUCAUCACGGGAAGAAUCAAGGAGCUGAUCAUAACUGCCGGUGGGGAGAACAUUCCUCCGGUGCCCAUCGAGGACGCGCUGAAGGCUGAGGUGCCCAUCAUCAGUAACGCCAUGUUGAUCGGAGACAAGCUCAAGUUCCUGUCCAUGCUUCUCACACUCAAAUGUGUCGUAGAUGAAAACGGAGAACCGACUGAUGAUCUGAGUUUAGAGGCGUUGGACUUCUGCAGAAGAAACAACGUCACUGCAACUAAAGUCUCUCAGAUUGUCGCCAACAAGGAGCCAGCAAUUUAUCAGGCCAUUCAAGAAGCCUUUGAACGCGUCAAUGCCAAAGCCACGUCCAGAGCCCAGAAUGUGCAGAAGUGGGUGAUCCUAGAGCGAGACUUCUCCAUACCUGGGGGAGAGUUGGGUCCCACCAUGAAACUCAAAAGACCUGUUGUGGUCAAGAUGUACCAGGAUCAAAUUAAUGAAAUGUACGGAGUUGGAAGCAAACCAUAG
Molecule: messenger RNA, 2220 nt
Organism: Knipowitschia caucasica
Lineage: Eukaryota; Metazoa; Chordata; Actinopteri; Gobiiformes; Gobiidae
Source: the annotation of a GenBank genome assembly